CCUAUUGUUUGCAGCAGACUGAGGCUGUCUGCCGUGUAUUUGCAAGUAAGAGCGAGUAAGAGACAUACUGUGAGUGUGUACGUGUGUGUGUAAGAGAAAGAGACGAAUCGGUUGUGAUACUGACAUUGUUAAUAGUUCGUACUUAUAACUUGCUACUUUGGAGGUCGACAAAAUUCAGAGGAAACAUAAUUCUGCGUAUAUCACUGGACUAAAUAAAGGCAUCUCCCGCUUAGAAGGCAUUCACCGAUGAUGGAGGACGAGCAGCCCAGAACCCUGUAUGUGGGGAAUCUGUCUAGGGAGGUCACCGAGCCCUUAAUCCUUCAGGUCUUUACACAGAUGGGGCCAUGCAAGAGCUGCAAAAUGAUAGUCGACGCAGCUGGAAAUGACCCAUACUGCUUUGUGGAGUUCUAUGACCACAGACAUGCAGCUGCUUCAAUGGCAGCUAUAAAUGGAAGGAAAAUAAUGGGUAAGGAAGUGAAAGUCAAUUGGGCCACAACACCAACCAGCCAGAAAAAAGACACAAGUAAUCACUUUCAUGUCUUUGUCGGAGACCUCAGUCCAGAAAUAACUACAGAAGAUGUCAGGGCUGCCUUCGGUCCGUUUGGCAGGAUAUCAGAUGCUCGUGUUGUCAAAGAUAUGGCUACAGGAAAAUCUAAAGGCUAUGGCUUUGUGUCUUUCUUCAACAAAUGGGAUGCAGAGAAUGCCAUUCAGCAAAUGGGCGGUCAAUGGUUAGGUGGUAGACAGAUCCGAACUAACUGGGCCACAAGAAAACCUCCUGCUCCAAAGGCUACUUAUGAAAGUAACUCCAAGCCACUAUCUUUUGAUGAAGUAGUCAAUCAAUCCAGUCCUAGUAACUGCACUGUCUACUGUGGUGGAGUUAGCGCAGGACUGACAGAACAACUGAUGAGACAGACCUUCUCUGCCUUUGGGCCAAUCAUGGAGAUCAGAGUUUUCCCAGAUAAAGGCUAUUCAUUUGUCAGGUUUAACUCCCAUGAAUCAGCUGCCCAGGCCAUAGUUGCUGUAAAUGGCACUUCAAUAGAGGGCCACGUAGUAAAAUGCUACUGGGGUAAAGAGACUCCUGACAUGAUGAACCAAAUUCAACAGAUGCCAAUGCCUCAGAACAAAGUGAACUAUGCUGCGGCCCAGCCUUAUGGCCAGUGGGGCCAGUGGUAUGGCAAUGGGCCCCAGAUUAACCAGUACGUCCCUAAUGGGUGGCAGGUCCCCACCUACAGCGUCUACAGCCAGGCCUGGAAUCAGCAGGGCUUUAAUCACUUAUCGGCCAGUGCUGGGUGGACUGGCAUGAGCACCAUCAGUAACGGUGGGGUCAUGGAGCCUACACAGGGAUUGAAUGGAAGUAUGCUAGCCAACCAGCCCGGUAUGGGAGCUGCAGGAUACCCCACACACUGAUAUGUAGCUGGGGCCCUGACAUCUGUCAACCAUCAGCCUCUUUUUUGGCUGUACUGAGCCCGGCAGGGCUGUGUAACACCGCCUUCACUUGUGGCAGGACUAGGACUUUAACUGGGAUGUGGAACCUGACAGGAAGAUUGGCAUCAAAAGGAGAUGU
Molecule: messenger RNA, 1564 nt
Organism: Cynoglossus semilaevis (tongue sole)
Lineage: Eukaryota; Metazoa; Chordata; Actinopteri; Pleuronectiformes; Cynoglossidae
Product: nucleolysin TIA-1
Exons: 12
Coding region: 247-1407 (386 amino acids)
Molecular function (GO): RNA binding
Source: RefSeq, a predicted model, not a curated record